Messenger RNA from Exophiala spinifera, 207 nucleotides. RefSeq lists its product as uncharacterized. The record is from RefSeq and is a predicted model, not a curated record. The transcript is spliced from 3 exons. Lineage: Eukaryota; Fungi; Ascomycota; Eurotiomycetes; Chaetothyriales; Herpotrichiellaceae. Bases 1 to 207 code for a protein of 68 amino acids.
AUGGGUGGCCAAAGUCGAGAAGGCGGAAAAGUCAAGCCUCUUAAGGCCCCCAAAAAAGAAAAGAAGGAUCUCGAUGAAGACGAAUUAGCCUUCAAGGCCAAGCAAGCAGCGGAUGCCAAAGCCCGGAAAGAAAUGGCCGACAAGGCAAAAGGCAAGGGACCUUUAAACGCUGGUCAGCAAGGGAUCAAGAAGAGUGGAAAGAAAUAA